CUGAACAGUAAGUAAUCUUUUUUAACUCCGUCACUACCGAUCUGAGUUAACUAACCAUUUCUCAACAUCUGAGCCUUUCUCCUCACACAAAGCCGCCCCUCCCCUUCGUCUCUCUUCCCCCUCUCUUUCUAUUGCCUUUUUUCUUACCCUGGUCGUUCGGUCUCACUUUUCUAGAAUUCUAGACCUAGACUCUAGAAUUGGUUCCUUUGUUUGUUCGCUUGUUAAGGUUCAAGCUUAGCCUGAAUUCCCCUGCGUAUUUACGGGGGCGCCCCCACAGCGUUCGAUUCCGCCGCCCGUUCACAUUCCGCCCCAUUCCUCGUUCACACCUCCAACGCUGCUUUCACCUCGUCGGCUCCGCGGACCCUCGAAACCUUAUGCCUCACGUCGCUCCUUAUCACCUUACGUAGUGGUUACGGGCAUACCGACCAAAUUCAACCCAAUUCGGCCCUCCUAUAUCGGCUUCGGUUCAAAGCUCUCAGAUGAAGCUUGACAUUGCGAGUACAGAUUUCUCGUGAAAGAUGGGGUCGUUUUUGAGGAGUCUUCGGAGAGAUGUGGGCCCUCCUACACCUUCGGUUGGGCCGACUCCCACAAAGAAAGAGCCUCUAGUGCCCCCGAUGACCCCUUUAGAGAAGAUGCUUCAGGAUAUGGGCGCGAUCCGAGAGGAUGGUAGCGAUAAGUUCUUUGGGAUGGAAAACUACGGUAACACCUGUUAUUGUAAUUCCAUCUUACAAUGUCUAUACUAUUCAGUCCCCUUUCGAGAGGCCGUCGUUAACUAUCCGACACGGACUCCCAUAGAGAGCCUAGAGGCGGCACUUGCAAAGACUCUCCGCUAUCAAAACCCUGUCGCUAACUUGGAAGCCGAGGCGCAGGCUGAGAAACAGAAAGCUGCCAAUGCUCAGCGUCCUGGGGCGCCCCCGAGUCAACCACCAAAACCAGAGGACAAAGACUCGCCCGAAUAUAAGAAGAAGAUGGCAUUACAAACGCUACCGCUCUUAGAGACCAAAAACAACGCGACCAGCUAUGGAAUGUCGGAGUCACUCUUCACGUCACUGAAAGACCUAUUCGAGUCUGUUGUUGCAAGCCAGUCGCGGAUAGGCAUAAUCCGACCGCAGCACUUCUUGGAUGUUCUUCGACGCGAACAUGAAAUGUUUCGUACUGCCAUGCACCAAGAUGCUCAUGAGUUUUUGAACCUCUUGCUUAAUGAAGUUGUUGCAAACGUGGAGGCUGAGGCAUCCAAACAGCCUUCGUCAGAGAAGAGUCUUCCAUCAGCCGAAGGCACUGACUCUACUGAGCUAUCGGGGAGUUCAGGCUCUAAAACACCCAACACCACUCGUUGGGUGCAUGAAUUAUUUGAAGGAACUUUAACAUCAGAGACACAGUGUUUAACCUGUGAGAAGGUUUCACAACGCGACGAAGUUUUCUUGGACCUGUCGGUAGAUCUUGAACAGCAUUCCUCGGUUACGUCGUGUCUAAGGAAGUUCUCUGCGGAGGAAAUGCUUUGUGAAAGAAACAAGUUCCACUGCGACAAUUGCGGGGGCCUUCAAGAGGCAGAGAAGAGAAUGAAAAUUAAGCGCCUCCCUCGGAUUCUAGCCCUGCACCUCAAGCGGUUUAAGUAUACCGAAGACCUUCAACGGCUUCAAAAGCUAUUCCAUAGAGUUGUAUAUCCCUAUCACCUCCGCCUUUUCAAUACGACGGACGACGCGGAGGAUCCGGAUCGCCUGUAUGAGCUCUACGCUGUGGUGGUGCACAUCGGUGGCGGACCAUAUCACGGACACUACGUCGCGAUUAUUAAGACGCAGGAUCGCGGAUGGCUACUGUUCGACGAUGAGAUGGUGGAACCUGUGGACAAAAACUAUGUCCGUAACUUCUUUGGCGACAGGCCGGGUCUGGCCUGCGCCUACGUCCUGUUCUAUCAAGAAACCACGCUUGAGGCUGUCUUAAAGGAACAGGAACAGGAGAAUAUGGAUUUGAAUACAAUCGCCACUGAUAUGAACGACUCCACCCUGAAGCACAACGGCUACCCCCUGUCUCCAGGGUUGGCCCAUGUACACAGCACGUCUCAGAUACCUUCGCACAACGAACCCCCUCGAUUCAGCAACCUCUACCGGGCCCCUACUGCACCGCUUUUGUCCCCUCACCUGGAACAUUCAGAGCCUGAGAGCUCUUUCCCGGAUCCUUUGACUGCCGUACCACCUGUCCCCCCCAUACCAGACACGCAUUCGCCACUACCUUUGAGCCCGAAGAAGAGUGAUUCUCAUUUCAAAAAGGAACGAGCCAAGGAGGAAAAAGAACGAAAAGCAACAGAGAAAGAAAAAGAGAAACAGCGCCGAAAGGAACAGGAGGCGAGAUUUAGAGAGAAUCAGCGACGAGAGGAGGCAGAACUGAGAGCUGCGCUUGAGGCGAGUAAGGUUUCCAAGGCUGAUGAAGAUCGUCGACACUCCCCUGAUGCCGGUAAAGAGCACGACUCGAAGAAACUAGGCGGUGGCUUGAGCCGCCUGAAGCGAGGUAGCAAAAGCAUCAGCCAUCGGCUUGGUAAAGAUAAAGAGAACCGAGUUUCGUCAUCAAGCCAUCCAACAACACCUAUUGCGGAACAUACACCGCCAAGCAAUGGGCCAUCUGAUUCACAACAGCACCUACCAAAUGGCCAAUCACCAGGUUGGCACAGCUUGAAUAGGCAUACAGAACAGGACGAAGAGCGGGAUGUGCUCAAAGACCCCAAACACGACAGAAGCGGACAUCAUGGCAAGUGGAGAAGUUUCAGUCUCAGGAAGAAGUCAUUUAGCAUUCUUUCAUGAGCCUACCUUCUCAUUUCAGUAUCUCGGCCACAUAUAUCGGCGAUAGCUUUUUGCACAUAGAAUGCGCGUUUCCCCGUACAUAUUUCGAUGUAUCAUCACCUUUACCUUCAUAUCGGUUCCAUGGAUCUUGCAGCGGUACACUUGACAGUCCUAUGGAGUCUUGUGGCAGAGAUACCGUCGGACCGGUUAUGUUUUAUUUCUCCAUGCGACUUUUUCUCUCCGCAUACGAUGCAUUCUGUUUACUUGUUUGUU
This is a messenger RNA of Aspergillus alliaceus, 3047 nucleotides long. It is a transcript of the gene creB, whose product is annotated as ubiquitin C-terminal hydrolase CreB. Lineage: Eukaryota; Fungi; Ascomycota; Eurotiomycetes; Eurotiales; Aspergillaceae. Gene Ontology annotation, cellular component: cytosol; nucleus. The transcript is spliced from 5 exons. Bases 519 to 2795 code for a protein of 758 amino acids. Gene Ontology annotation, molecular function: cysteine-type deubiquitinase activity; cysteine-type endopeptidase activity. Gene Ontology annotation, biological process: protein deubiquitination. The record is from RefSeq and is a predicted model, not a curated record.